GUGUGUGUGUGUGCGUGCAUGCGUGAGUGUGUGUGUAAUGCUGGUAUCACUUGGUUUCUACUGGUGGCAGCUGUUGUGGGGUUUGAUUGAGCCAGAACUACUCUGUCUAUUUCUGGAGUCUGUGUUCUUCAAAAGGUCAGAGGAAAGACAGAGAGACAGAAAGAGAGAGAGAGAGAGAGCUAUUGACUGGGAUAAAGAGGACUACAGAGUGUGGACUACAAGGCUGAAAGAGAGAAGCAAGACAGAAGAAAAACCAAGUGUGAGGCAGGAGGAAGGAGACAAUAUCUCUUUUAACUUCUUGACUUGACUUCUUUGGAUUAUUAUCAAUGGAUGGUUCAGUUUGUGUUGAGCAGUCAAGAGACAAGGAGGACUCUGAGAGCGUCUCACCUGGAAACCUUCCGGAGGUGAACAAUAAUAUGGACUCAAGGGCAGAGGACACGGUGAAGGACACCAUCAUAGACAACCUCACUGAUGAGAAUGGGAACACAGACCAGGGGAAAGCAACCAAUGAGGAGAAUGGAGAGGAGGAGCCUCAUGAAACAGUGGCCAAUGAUGAAGAGGGAACCAAGAAUGGGGGAGGAGCCCCUGAAAAUAACAACAUAGAACAGAGCACAGAGGUAGAGGAAGUAAAGGACAAGACUGAGGACAAGACUGAGGAGAAGACUGAGGACAAGACUGAGGACAAGACUGAGGAGAAGAAAGAUGGGGGGGAGAAGAAAGAUGGGGGAGAAGAAAGAUGGGGGGAAGGAGAGAAGACUGAAAUAGAGAGUGGUGGAGAUGUAAAGGCAGACACAGAUGUAACGAAGGAGGGAGAGGGAGAAGACAAAACAGAGAGCCCAAACAGUAAAUCAGAUGAAAGGGAGGCCAGGGUUGACAAGGUGAAGAAUGGAGCAAAUGUGAGUGAAAAAGAGGAAAGCCUUCCUAAGGGGAAAGAAACAGACAAAAAGAAGAAGGAUGCCAAAUCUAAAAAAGAGGCAAAGCCUUCAGAAAAGCAGAAGGGAAAAGAUGACAAGAAACCAGCAGGGAAGUCAAAGAAUGAACCAAAGCAGGCGAAGGAGAAGGAGGCAGUGGGGAAAGAGAAGGAGGCAGUGGGGAAAGAGAAAGGGAGAGGUAAUGAAACGGAGAGAAAGAGACCCACAGUCCCAGUGUCCAUGCCACGUCCUAGACCAUCAGCACGCCCAUCCACACGCAGAGAUGCCAUGGCCAAGUUUGAACAAGGCCAACCUCCUGCUCAGCGAAACUUCAAGGUACAGCGUGUGUCAGUAGGUGUGGCCAAUGGAGGAUCGAUCAAACAGAAAAUCCUCCAAUGGUGUCGCAGCAAAACUCAACACUAUGAGAGUGUGACAAUUGAGAACUUCUCCUCGUCUUGGUGUAAUGGUCUGGCGUUCUGUGCCCUCAUCCAUCGCUUCUUCCCUGACGCGUUUGACUUUUCCUCGCUAAACGCCAACGAGAGAGAGAAGAACUUCACACUGGCCUUCAGCACAGCAGAGUCACUUGCAGACUGCUGCCCCCUGUUGGAUGUAUCUGAUAUGAUGCUGAUGGGGAAUAACCCUGACCCCAUGUGUGUUUUCACCUACGUGCAAUCCCUAUGUCACCACCUCUCCAAAAUAGAGAAGAAGAGGAAAGAGGAGGAGGAGGAGGAGAAAAAGAAGGCAGACGCUGAGGAGUCAGCAGAAGACGUGAAGAACAAGGGGGAAGCUGAGGACCAGAAGGCCGCCGGUGGGGAGGAGGAGGAGGAAGCACAAGAGAAAGCUGAUGGACUGAAAGAAAAUGAUGGCAAAGUGGAGUUAGAAAGUGAGGCUUAAGAGUUCUAAGAGUUAGGGGAAUGAUAACAAAAAAUGAGAGGCUACAAAGAAAGGAAAAGCGGGAAAGAGAGAGUGAGAGAAGAUUAAGAUUGGUAGUUAAUGGAGACAUUGAUAGUCUUAACGUUGCUCCUGCACUGUGCUGUUUGGUUUCACAGUUUACUAUGAACUAAUCACUUAAAGUGGCUGUUGCUUAUAUGUUUGUAAAGUUACCUUUUUACUUAUCUUAUCAUUUAUUUAUAUAAGUGUGUUUGGAAUUGUGAAAAAAAAAUGUGUAAUAAAUUAAACAUUUAUUAA
Alosa alosa (allis shad) is the source of this 2099-nucleotide messenger RNA. RefSeq names its product smoothelin-like 1 (gene smtnl1). Gene Ontology annotation, biological process: actin cytoskeleton organization. Gene Ontology annotation, cellular component: microtubule organizing center; filamentous actin. NCBI's taxonomy places the organism in Eukaryota, Metazoa, Chordata, Actinopteri, Clupeiformes, Clupeidae. The record is from RefSeq and is a predicted model, not a curated record. Gene Ontology annotation, molecular function: protein binding.